Molecule: messenger RNA, 1182 nt
Organism: Paramecium sonneborni
Lineage: Eukaryota; Ciliophora; Oligohymenophorea; Peniculida; Parameciidae
Source: the annotation of a GenBank genome assembly
AUAUUUAUUAUGCAAUUCCAUUUGCAGCAUUGCUCUUUUAUAGAGAGUUUUCUAACUCAAUUCGGUCCAUAGAAAUAAAAUUAAGUUAUUGAAUUCUUAAUAACUAUGGGGAUAGAUUUGGCAAAUAAAACAGGAAUAAGAAACACAAAAGAAUUAUAUUAAUUAUUAAAACAACUUUCAAGUACAUAUAAUAUAAUAAAUUCGAGAAAAUAUUAAAGAACAAACAUAGGGAGAUAUAAAAAAUGAAAUAAAAACAAUUCAAAAAUAAUUGAGAGAUUUAAAUGAGUUAAUUUAAAUCUCUUAAAGAGAGAAUAGAAAUGUAUAAGGGACACGUAAAAAAUAAUAAGGAAUGAAGAAUUAUGAAAAUAGAUAUGAAUAAUAUGAAGAUAAUCAUAUUCAUCGACCAGAUUAUUAAAAUACAUAUUAAAGUUAUAAUACAUAGAGAUCGUAAUCAAAAUCUCCAGUGUAAUUAAGUGAUCGUACUCCUCAUAAAUUAAAGCAUUCAAGAUCUCAUUCACAUAGAAAUUUAACUCCAAAAAUUACUGAAUCACCUCCUCCUCCUUAAAUAGUAUACAUUAAUAAAAUGCAUAACAAAUUCGAUAUAAAACCAUAAUUUGAUGAUAGAUAAAUGUAAGAUUUCAAUGUUUUUCUAGUAAAAAAUUAAUGUAUGGUGAUCAAAAAUAAUAAGACAGAGGUAGAUAUUUUGGUAAGAGUCCUUCUCCUUAACAAUUAGUUUACUCUUCUUAAACUAGUGGAGGUUUAUCAUAUAGAUAAUAUCAAUAUAUUCCACAUUAAUAGGAUAAAUAGAAAUAAAAUAUUUCACCUAAAAAAUUGCCUACUUAUCUUCAAAAUGUGGAAUCAAAAAUAAAACCUAUGAUUGAUUAAGAUAAACUCUAAUAUAGAGAAAAUAAGAAUAAGAAUUUAGAUGGCACUGUAAAAAAAUUAAAUAAUAAUAAUAAUAAUUCACUUCAAUAAUAAAAUAGCGCUGAAACUGAUACAUUCUUUGAUAUUCAACAAUAUAUAUAAGAUUAAAAGAAAUACUAGUUUUCACCAGUCUAAGAAAUGAAUGACGAUGAUAGGAAUGAAAAUGAUGAAGCAAGUGAAACUUUUUCUAAUUUCAGUCCACCUAAUGAAGAAGUAAAGGAAUUCUUUUAAUAAGAAUAUCUUUAAUAACGUAGAUGA